This is a messenger RNA of Trichoderma atroviride IMI 206040, 1647 nucleotides long. NCBI's taxonomy places the organism in Eukaryota, Fungi, Ascomycota, Sordariomycetes, Hypocreales, Hypocreaceae. The record is from RefSeq and is a predicted model, not a curated record.
AUGACUGCGCUGGAGGAAUCCCUUGCCGGCCCUAAACGGCACAGAAACUCCUGUUUCCAGUGCAAGCGGAGGAAACAAAAGUGUGACCGGAUAUGGCCCUGCACGCCGUGCGCCACACGUACCGAGUCGAUGAGCUGCUCGUUCUCUGGGACUGGUGCCGCAUCACGUCGAUCCAUUGCGAAGAAUUCAAAGGCAGCACGUAAAAUUCGCCGGCGGAAACUUGUGGCUGCGGCCGAGAGAGCUUCUCUUCAGACAGAAGAAACCAGCACCACAGCCGUAGUACAGGCAGCUGAUGAAGAAGGCCGUCUUGAUGGAGGCCAUGGCCCAAACGAGAAACUGCCGCCCUUUGAAAAGCGACAUGACGACCAAUACUCCAGAUUAGCUUCGGAUUGUGAGAAGCUCCGGGAAGCCUUGGAAGCUCUCCCUCAAAAACGGGAUCGUAUGGACGCGCUUGUUAUGAGUUUUUUCCAAAACGUGAACCCCCACUACAGUCUGAUUCACCAGGCCGAGUUCGCCGCCGAGUAUGCAGCAUGGUGGGAAAAGCGAGCAAAGAACGAACCGUUACCAGUACCAUGGACCUGCCUCUUACUGACUCUAUGUGCGUGCGCGUGCCAGCAUCUGCCUGUCGACAUACAAGAGAAGCUUGAAGAAAUGUUCCACGCCAAGUGCCAAGACCUCACAGAAAAGUACCAUUACCAUGCACGAAUGCUCUACGCUGUGAUUCCCGAGGGUCAGUAUUACCGGCAUAAUGUCAUGUGGAUGUUGCAUUCAACGUACUGGUACAAAGCCGAGGCUAUGUUUACUGAAUGUUGCCACGUCUUCAUCACGGCCGUUAGAGAGGCUCAAGAGCUCGGAUUCAAUAGAGAGGAGCGUGGAGAGCACCUGUCGAGCUUUGAGCGCGAGAUGCGGCGGAGAGCUUGGUGUAUUAUCGAUUCGUGGGAUUGGCAAAUAGCUUCCGGACUCGGCCGAGAUACUCUCAUCGAUCAUAGCAUGUGCAAUGUACAGCGCCCAUCAUUAACAUUGGAACUGGACGGACAAUUCUCUCCCUUGAUGCAUAUGAAUAUGCAGUCAGACUUGGUGCAUAAAUUGGCCGAACGGUUUCAUUCUCCUGCCAAAAUUACUACGCCUAGUGAGGUAAUGGAAUACAAGGAAAUGAUUGACGAAUGGAUGCGGAAUUUUCCUGCCAUCUUUGCGCUGGAAAGUCCCGACACAUCACACGACAAAGAGCAGACCUGGAUCGAAUAUCACCGCUACUAUAAUUAUACCAUGGGCUUUAUGAUGCUGCUCAAUCCGUUUCGAGCGCAUAUGAAGCAACGUUUCGAACAGGAUACUCCAGAGGAGCAACUGAAGCUGCGUACCAUCGCCGUAAACCUGUCUAUACGAUUAGUCAAGGUGUUGGACGACUGGGUAAACUAUCUUACAUUUCGCGACGGACGAUUCCAUUUCAUCAUAUUCUCACUUGUUGAUGCGGCAACAAUGCUAGCCGAUGUCAUCCGCAAUGACAAAGCCGGGACUGCGACUCGCCGAUACGAAAUGUACCAGACGCUCGAAAAGGCUCGCUUGCUGCAGGGCAAACUCCAAUGCCUCUCGCAAUCUGCAGACAAGGGAUUCAGAAUCGUUUCCAAGAUCUUCAAGAAAUUGAUGAAG